This is a messenger RNA of Nerophis ophidion (straightnose pipefish), 4862 nucleotides long. It is a transcript of the gene otop1, whose product is annotated as otopetrin 1. The record is from RefSeq and is a predicted model, not a curated record. The transcript has 6 exons. Gene Ontology annotation, cellular component: membrane. Gene Ontology annotation, biological process: proton transmembrane transport; inner ear morphogenesis. Gene Ontology annotation, molecular function: proton channel activity. Bases 701 to 2470 code for a protein of 589 amino acids. Lineage: Eukaryota; Metazoa; Chordata; Actinopteri; Syngnathiformes; Syngnathidae.
UACACAGCAGCAGUGUUAUACACAGCAGCAGUGAUAUACACAGCAGCAGUGUUAUACACAGCAGCAGUGUUAUACACAGCAGCAGUGAUAUACACAGCAGCAGUGUUAUACACAGCAGCAGUGUUAUACACAGCAGCAGUGUUAUACACAGCAGCAGUGUUAUACACAGCAGCAGUGAUAUACACAGCAGCAGUUGUGUGUAAACAAGUGACAUAUUGGUGGGGAAGUGGAGUGAGAUUUGAAGCAUGUUUUGCUUAGUCCCACCCCCAGCUGGCCAGGCGCCAUGAGCGGCAAGAACUGUUGGACCAAGACCAAGACCAGGAGCAGGAGCGGGAGCGGGAGCAGGAGCAAGCUGCUGCAGCAUGUUGAGCUUUUUGGAAGUCUUGCUCGUCCUUCAGCUGCACGUGUCGCCUCUCCUGAACGCACAUUUGAAGAGAUAAUCUUGCCGACGAAACGAAAAGAUUUGGACGUACUUUUGAACGGUUUGCUCCUUGAUCCUGUCCUGUAGCGGCUGAAAUCUUGCGCGAGUAAGUACCGGUAAGCAUGCUGGGUCGCAUAGCUGGCCGCCCGGAGACGCACCUGCAGAGCGCGGGUCGGAUGGCCCCAGGCCAGCACUGAUUGGCUGGGUCGCGUAGCUGGCCGCCCUCCUGCAGAGCGUGGGUCGGAUGGCCACAGGCCAGCACUGAUUGCACGAGCAGCCAUGUCUCCCACCAUGAUGGAGCAUAGCACCCUGACCCUGGACGCCAAAUACUGCAACAGCUCCUCGUCAUCGUCCAGCUCCGAUAACGACAAAAAGACCCUGAACCGGCCGAGCGUGUCCGCGGACGAGGCGAGGAAGAAGGCGGAGAUCCUGAGCGGCCAGUACGGCACCAACCUGCUGCUGAUGGGCGCCGCGCUCAUGCUGGCCUUGGCGCACCACAACCCGUCCAUCAAGGAGGACCACCUGCUGGCCUUCGUCACCUGCCUGAUGGUCCUGCAGCUGCUCUGGAUGAUGUGGUACGUCCUGCUGCGGCGCCGCCACAGGAGCGCGCUCACCGACAAAGACGUCCACGCCACCACCUGCUGGAUCAGAGGUGGUUUGACUCUUCUUGCACUGCUGUCUUUAAUCAUGGAUGUGUUUCGAAUCGGAUACUACGUGGGCUACCAGUCUUGUGUGUCGGCUGUCCUCGGGGUGUAUCCUGUCAUCCAUGCAACACACACCAUAGCACAGGUGCACUUUCUCUGGUUUCACAUCAAGGAUGUCAUCAAGAGUUUUGAGACCUUUGAGAGAUUUGGUGUCAUCCAUGCCGUCUUCACCAACCUCCUCCUGUGGUGCAACGGUGUGAUGUCCGAAGCCGAGCACUUCCUGAACAACCACAAAAGAAGACUCUCUGCCCUGGGCUACGGAAACCUCACUAUAGUUCACACGGAGCCCGGCUGUAACUGCAGCACCAGCACCUGCUCCAUCUUCUCCAGCAGCCUCUACUAUCUCUAUCCCUUCAACAUCGAAUACCACAUCUUUGUGUCCGCCAUGCUCUUUGUCAUGUGGAAGAACAUCGGCCGCACCAUUGAGCUGUCUUCCAACCGGAAAAGGCUGGCGACCAAAACCCAAGGUUUGACCCUGGGCCCGGUUCUGGGUCUUGUCGCCUUUGCCAGCACUAUCGGGAUUUUGGUGGUGUACAUAACGCAUGUGGAGGGCUCCCUUCAAACACGACGCUCUGCCAUUUCUAUGUUCUACAUUUACGGCAUCGUCAUGCUUGUGUUUAUGUGCUCUGCCUGUGCUUCAGGUCUGCUCAUAUACCGAGCAGAUCGCAUGCCCCCGGACACCUCCGAGAACCCCUCCAGGCAGCUGGACACAGAGCUGCUGUUUGGCUCCUCUAUGGGCUCCUGGUUCAUGUCCUGGUGCAGCAUAGUGGCGGUGUUGGGAGCCACCAGCAGCCCCCCUUACCGCUGGACCAAUCUCACCUAUUCUCUGCUGGUGGUGUUGGAGAAGUGCACCCAGAACCUCUUCAUCAUCGAGUCCCUCUACCGCCGGCAGGAAGUUGCCGGGCGGGACGACCCGGAGUUAGCGGCGUCACCGCAAAUCUUCUCCGUGGAGUCCGCUUUGGCCCCGCCUUACAACGGCAUCUUCAACCGAGCCUACGACACCCCUGACAAGGCUUGUGUCGCCGUGGACAACGAGCAGGAAGACCACGGGCGGGCGUACAAAUGUCCCAGGAAAAGCUCGGACCAUCCCCUGCCCUCCGGGAACCAGGCCCCAAAUAUCAAGAGGCGAAUCCUGAAGAACAUCGCAGUCUUCUUGAUUAUGGGCAACAUCUCGCUGUGGAUCCUUCCUGCCUUUGGUUGUCGGCCGCAGUACGAAAAUGGAUUGGAACAGGAGACCUUCGGCUUCAGCACAUGGACUACCACUCUCAAUUUCGCCGUUCCUUUAAACCUUUUCUACCGCAUGCACUCAGUGGCGUCUCUCUUUGAGGUCUUCCGCCGGGUCUGACAAGGGCGGACGCACAAGAACACUCCCGUUGCCCACUUGAACGACACUCCCUACCACCUGAAGAUGACUGGUAUGGUCUCUCUUUGAGGUCUUCCACCGGGUCUGACAAGGGCGGACGCACAAGAACACUCCCGUUGCCCACUUGAACGACACUCCCUACCACCUGAAGAUGACUGGUAUGGUCUCUCUUUGAGGUCUCCCGCCGGGUCUGACAAGGGCGGACGCACAAGAACACUCCCGUUGCCCACUUGAACGACACUCCCUACCACCCGAAGAUGACUGGUAUGGUCUCUCUUUGAGGUCUUCCACCGGGUCUGACAAGGGCGGGCGCACAAGAACACUCCCGUUGCCCACUUGAACGACACUCCCUACCACCUGAAGAUGACUGGUAUGGUCUCUCUUUGAGGUCUCCCGCCGGGUCUGACAAGGGCGGACGCACAAGAACACUCCCGUUGCCCACUUGAACGACACUCCCUACCACCUGAAGAUGACUGGUAUGGUCUCUCUUUGAGGUCUCCCGCCGGGUCUGACAAGGGCGGACGCACAAGAACACUCCCGUUGCCCACUUGAACGACACUCCCUACCACCCGAAGAUGACUGGUAUGGUCUCUCUUUGAGGUCUUCCACCGGGUCUGACAAGGGCGGGCGCACAAGAACACUCCCGUUGCCCACUUGAACGACACUCCCUAGCACCCGAAGAUGACUGGUAUGGUCUCUCUUUGAGGUCUUCCACCGGGUGUGACAAGGGCGGACGCACAAGAACACUCCCGUUGCCCACUUGAACGACACUCCCUAGCACCCGAAGAUGACUGGUAUGGUCUCUCUUUGAGGUCUUCCACCGGGUGUGACAAGGGCGGACGCACAAGAACACUCCCGUUGCCCACUUGAACGACACUCCCUACCACCUGAAGAUGACUGGUAUGGUCUCUCUUUGAGGUCUUCCACCGGGUGUGACAAGGGCGGACGGACAAGAACACUCCCGUUGCCCACUUGAACGACACUCCCUACCACCCGAAGAUGACUGGUAUGGUCUCUCUUUGAGGUCUUCCACCGGGUGUGACAAGGGCGGACGCACAAGAACACUCCCGUUGCCCACUUGAACGACACUCCCUACCACCUGAAGAUGACUGGUAUGGUCUCUCUUUGAGGUCUUCCACCGGGUGUGACAAGGGCGGACGCACAAGAACACAGCCGUUGCCCACUUGAACGACACUCCCUAGCACCCAAAGAUGACUGGUAUGACCCAACAUGUUCAGCCGUGUGAUGAACUUUUUUAUGGUUUGUUCUCUUUCAGUUAGUCUGGUGGACUUAGACCUGGUCACAUUGUUCCCCUCAUUCAAAGACAUCACAGCACUGUGCUUUAUAGAAGGUGAACAUAGUUCAAAUGCAGAUAGUUUAUGGAGGACGCUGUCAUUUACUCUGAAAUAAUAGAUUUGUUACAUUUCCCCUGGGUUUUUAAAUCUCAGAGGACCAUCUCAGCUCAGUGCCAUAUUGUAGGCCUGGAAGCUAACGUCAGAGAGAAAUGACAAAUGCCAAGCUCUGUGUUUCAUCAAAUGUGGUAGAAAAUAGUCCAAAAGGUCUCUCAACUGCACGAAAAGACUUUGUUGACUUGGAAACAUGUGACAUUUGUGUCCCGAUAUAAAAAGGAUAGGAUGGCUAAGACCAUUAUUUUUGACAGUUGGUGCUUGUCUGCUGCAAAACUUUGACAGUUGCAGGAUUAUUGUGGAUUUGUACGCAGCAUGUUGGUGAAGUACCACCUUUCUUUUAAAGGCAUUUUUCUGACUGUUUCAAGGUUCUGAAAGUUGCCUAAGUCAACAAUGGUUUUCUUUUUCAGCCCGACUGAGGUUGGGACACCGAAGCAGGACUCCGAUCACUUGAAUCUAGCCUGCGCUUCUCAUUUUGGUGCUCUCGUCCUUCCUCUGGGGAAGUGCCAACCUGCAGGCCUGGAAGGGCUUUUGCUUUGUUAUGCUCAUGUUUGUAAAUACUCAUACUGAUCCAAAUGAACACACUGUGAUGUGAUUUUGUGAAAAUCCGAUGCACUGGUGCUCAUAGAAAAACAUUUGAAAUAAAUAGUUUUUAUUCAUACCACGGUUCUUAAAUCUCUUGAGUAGGCCACUCUGACCUUCCACGCUGCUGCAUGACGGAUCUGGUUUAUGUGAGACUAUAGCCAAUAGCUAAAUUCCAUCUCCAGUCCCUUGGCAAACUGAUGUUAAAAUGAAGACAGACAUUGAAAAUGUAGGACACAGAUGAACAAUAUUCAUUCAAAGCUCAGAUUAAAGUUCCCGAGGUGGUGUAAACCUGCACUCACUGCCACAAGGCGUUAAACACCUGAUCAAAUACAGUGGCUACGCUAAGUAUUCAGACCCUUUUAAAGUGUUCACUCUCAAAAUGA